AUGCCGCCCAAGAAGGGCUUGUCCGCGGCUGACAAGCGGGACAGGAUGCUGGAAAUCUUCCACGAAUCAGCAGACGUAUUUGUUAUAAAAGAUGUUGAAAAGUAUGGAUUGAAGAAAGGCAUCAUCGCCCAGGCUGUCAAAGACGUGCUUCAGACCCUCAUCGAUGACGACCUCGUUCACUGCGAAAAGAUUGGCAUCAGCAACUACUAUUGGGCGUUUCCAUCUGAGGCGAGCGUGAAGGUGCGCACCGAAGUGAAGAAGUACGAGACGGAGCUUGCCAGCACAAAGCGGCGUCGAGUUGAAGUGGAGGAUGCCAUUGCGCAGCACAAAGCUGCAAACCCAAACACGGAGAAGCGCACAGAGGCGCUCACUGCGUUGAACAACCUCAAGGCGCGCUUGGCAACGGUGCAGAGCGAACUUGCGGCGUACCGGGAAAGCGACCCGGAGACGCUAGAAGCCAUGCGGAACGCUGCGGAGGGUGCCAAGUAUGCCGCAAACCGCUGGCUCGAUAAUACCUAUUCGCUUCUUUCCUGGUGCAAGAAGAAGUUC
Molecule: messenger RNA, 549 nt
Organism: Volvox carteri f. nagariensis
Lineage: Eukaryota; Viridiplantae; Chlorophyta; Chlorophyceae; Chlamydomonadales; Volvocaceae
Exons: 8
Biological process (GO): reciprocal meiotic recombination
Molecular function (GO): double-stranded DNA binding
Source: RefSeq, a predicted model, not a curated record